Gongylonema pulchrum is the source of this 909-nucleotide messenger RNA. The record is from the annotation of a GenBank genome assembly. Lineage: Eukaryota; Metazoa; Nematoda; Chromadorea; Rhabditida; Gongylonematidae.
AUGGAGGAAGCUGAAAUUCCGGAUCUUUUUGACGUGACGUGCCUCACAUUUGGGCCCGAUGCGAAGCUGCUCUGGCGUGGGCCACUUCUGGGCUUUUUAAGCGACGUGCUCGAGGAGCAUGAGCCAGCCGAUCCAGUAGCCGCUCUGCUGCUCGCCGCUCUCGCGCAUCUACCACUCAGUCCAAGUUGCGGGAUUGAUUUUGCUGUUUUUCGAAUCGAACUAUCGGCAUUCGUUUGGGAACUACCGCUGCCUGCCAACAUAAAAAUCGUUGAGGAGCUGUGUGGUUACCUGAAAAGCGUAUCGUUCCCGGAAAUCUGUGUUGAUGUGCCUGGAACAGCUGUUGAGCUGUUGCAGAAGCUGGAAUGGCGACGAUGCACCACCAGCAGCAGUGAGUUGGUCGACGAGGACGGCGGGGCUACUAGAAAUAACGAGUUUGCAACCAUUUGGUAUCAUCUUCAGCGCGCUGAAUCGAAAGAUUUCGAAAAUGAUGAGGAGGAAGAUUCAGCAACAGAUUGUGGAGAAGCGAACAACAAAUCUACAAUUAAAUAUUCAUCGUUGAAAAUACUGUACAAUAAGCUCUUUGGCACUGUGCCAGCGGAUGAAUUUUGCGAACUGGAACUAUUUGCGCUUGCGUUAUCGGUGUUUUCACGACUAGCCGACAGUGCUGUAAAUGCUGAAACAGUUAUUGCUUGGAAAUUGAUGCUGAGGUUACUGCUGGGAGGUUCGCUUAAUUUUUUGGCUGACGAAGUGACGCAAUCCUCCGGUUUUGCAUAUCAAAGAAGCAGGAAAGAAGUGCAAAACGAAACACUUCUGCGCGGCUACUUAUUGAUGGCGCUUAAAAAUGAAAGUGGCUGUCGGUCGACGAUGACCAAAGAACGCGGAAAACUGCCACGAAAGAAUCAUGCUUAA